AAACAAACUACUCUUUCAAAAAAUUUUCGCCUCCACUCGUCACACACACUAGACGGAUGCUUGGUUGGUAGCAUAUAGUACACGCUACCAGCCAAAAAAAUCCUCAGCUCUUUCACGCUUUCCACAAAUCUUGCUCUCGAUCUCUCUUUCUAUUCUCUUUCAUUCUUUCUUCAUCGGUCGCCAGCUUGAAGAAAGAUGAGUUUCUCAGUUGUUCAAGGUUUUUCGAAGUCGCUGGCGAUGACUGUCCUAUCCGAAAUCGGAGACAAAACAUUUUUCGCCGCCGCGAUCUUGGCGAUGCGCCAUCCCAGAAGACUAGUUUUGUCUGGUUGCCUUUCAGCUCUAAUUGUAAUGACUAUCUUUUCUGCUCUUGUUGGCUGGGCUGCUCCAAAUCUGAUUCCGCGUGCAUGGACUCAUCAUAUCACGACAUUACUGUUUUUGGGUUUUGGACUAUGGUCGCUGUGGGAUGCAUUUCAUGAUGGGGAGGCUGAAGAAUUGGCUGAAGUUGAAGCAAAACUGGAUGCUGAUUUAAAAGCCAACGGUGGAAUAACUAAAGACAAGAAUAAGAUUGAUGAUGAUUUGAAGAAGCAAAAGCAGCCAAUUCUUGCUCAAUUCUUCUCGCCCAUCCUUCUGAAGGCAUUUUCUAUUACGUUUUUCGGGGAAUGGGGUGACAAAAGUCAGCUUGCUACCAUUGGUUUGGCUGCGGAUGAGAAUCCAUUUGGUGUUGUUCUUGGUGGGAUCAUAGGGCAAGCUUUGUGCACAACAGCUGCUGUCCUAGGAGGAAAAAGUUUGGCAAAACAGAUAUCUGAGAAAAUGGUUGCACUUUCUGGUGGAGUUCUUUUUAUUGUUUUUGGAAUUCAAUCCUUCCUCUCAAAGGUUGAUUCAUGAAGAGGUCAAGUCCUUAAGGAAUUGAAGAUGAUCCAGAAUUAUGUUUACAUGUUCUCUUGAAGGUAAAAGGAUCCAGGAACAAUUAAAUUGUGAAGAUUGCUAAACUGAAGUCAUUAUAAUUUUGAUUCGAAGUCAGUGAUCCUGUACAACAGCCUCGAGAGCAAUAACUUCAUGUAAAACUUGAAGACUAACUUGAGCGAAUUUUUAGGCAUUCUUGCCUCUGUAACAACUUUCUUUACCUCUUUUUACUUUGUCAAAGUCCCCCAGACAUCAGCUACUGAUAACUUUGAUACUGUUGGAGGCAUUUUUCAACCAAAUGUUACCAGCUAAUUUCUUUCCAGAUUUUCUCUUUGACUACUAUAGCUUUGGUAAUAUGUAAAUAUGAUAAGACGCAUAAUAUGGCCAAAGAGGAUUCCCCUGUUUCAUUCA
Messenger RNA from Coffea arabica (coffee), 1314 nucleotides. Its product is annotated as GDT1-like protein 4. The record is from RefSeq and is a predicted model, not a curated record. NCBI's taxonomy places the organism in Eukaryota, Viridiplantae, Streptophyta, Magnoliopsida, Gentianales, Rubiaceae. Gene Ontology annotation, cellular component: Golgi apparatus. Gene Ontology annotation, biological process: Golgi calcium ion homeostasis; calcium ion transmembrane transport; manganese ion transmembrane transport. Gene Ontology annotation, molecular function: calcium ion transmembrane transporter activity; manganese ion transmembrane transporter activity.